GCUCCGAGGAGAGAGACGCACUGGCCUCUGUGGAGAGCCCCAAUCCGGCCCCGUUCGUGUCCUUUCCUGCUCCCCCGUCGUCUCCGGUCCUCUGAUCUUUCCAAAACGGACCGAGGCUGGAGUGGAGAAAAGGCGAGGUGCUUCUCCUCUGUCCCGUCGCGCAACGCCCAGCAGACGUCUCCGUUGCUGGACCCCUGACCCUCGACACGGGCUAAAAGUCGCCAAGGAGGCGGCCAAAGAGGAGACGGCAGCGAGCGCGACGGGUUGUGGCAUCAUGGAGACAGCGCAGCGCCUAGCGGUGCUCCUUCUGGCCUCGGGCGCGGCGAUGCUGGGGGCAAGCCCAGUGAAUGUUCCGGACUGCAUCCUUGAGCCAGUCAGAAAGGACCAGGAUAUCAAAAUCUUCUACACGACCAGCAAGGUUGCAAGCGGAUGCGUGAGCCGCGGUCCUCCAAACACCGACCUGGCCGUCCACGUCCUCAACUUGAGGUACAGCGUAUCUGAGUUCUACAAUAUCCAGUUCAAUGUAAGCACAGCAGAAGCAAAAGGAAACCAGAAGAUGGUGUUUGUGGUGAGCUCUGAUGCCAACCUCUUUUUGGAUAUCAAUACAGACGAUUGCUCCCAGCCUGACUGCCACCUUACCUUCAUAACUAACCAAGCUACCAUCCGAUGGAGCAAUAGAGCAACCAAUGCAACCGUGCUGCCUUUCUCCAGUGAGGAACUCCUGGAUUGGGCCCGAGCGACGUUUGGGGGCGUCUCUUCCUUUACCGAUUUGGAAAACCCGGAGUGGAUCCACUUUCAAGCGGGCAGAGAACCCAGCUCCGCCGAAAACUGUGUCCUUGAGAAGGAUUUCAAUGCUGAGCAGUACCUAGAGGCCGAGGUUAUCUCCCACAACAUCGAGAGGUGCCUGGGCUCUGGUGGGCACCCCCAGAAAGCGGCCCAUAUCAUGUGGCUUCAAGACUCCAGCAUACAGACUGUGGAUCUAAACAUCAAGGUGACGUGCAGUGACCAAGCACCGGUCAAUGAACUGCCAAUGCUACUGAUACUUAAAAGCCAUGGCGGUCUGUUGUGGAAUAUGAAUCAGAUGCCGCAGUUGGGCGGCCUCUUGGUCUCUGGCAGAUACCGCAUUCAGAUCGUGAAAUAUGAAUCCAGCGUUAGCACUGCUCUCCCAGACACCAAGGAAGGCCUGAUCCAGGCGGCCCGCAACCAUUCUGCGUUCAUUGCUUCGUACACAGAAAUUCCAUCUGCCAAAAGCAUCACCCUUGAGUUGGUCAGGAUCUGUGGGCAGAAAACCGUGACGACGGUAAAGCCGCAACAGCAAGGAAACGGCAUGACUGAGAUCAUCAAAAGCCUGAUUGACAAGUGCCAGCCCUGGCGAUGCAGGGACAGCAGCAUCGAGAUCGCGCUGCCCAAGAAAGAGUUGCAUAUUUUAUCGAAUUUAGUCACGGAAGUCACACUGCAGGACCCCAACUGCAGAGCAACAGACAACGUCACACAUUUUGUCCUGGAAAGUGUCUUGGAAACGUGCUUCACCCGCGUGGAAGGCGGCGUCUUCGCAAACAACGAGCUGGUCAUCCACAUCACUCAAAAUUCCCAUCCGGACGUUGUCACGGUGCCGUUUAAAUGCGAUCUGCCAGAGAAAAUCUCUCUCCAACUUUAUCACACCCCAGACUUCAAAUCGCCAUCCACCACAGUAGAAGUCAACAAAGUCACCUACGUCCAGGUGUCAGCCCGGACGGCCGACCGAAACGCUUUUCUGAAAAUGGGCGACUGUUUUCUCGAGACCCCGGACGAAGUGUCCCAGCAACGGCUGGUUCGCAGUGACAUCCCAUGGGGUUAUUCCGUGGAGUCCAAGAAUUCUUCCAGCCCGACGGUCCAGCGCUUUAGUUUCAUCUACAAGGCCAAGGAACAAUGGGCCAGCUCUCCUGCCACCAUCGUCUGCCAGGUGUCUCUGAACAGCCAGCUUCACCCUCGCAAUUCCGAAGCGUCUUUAGAAGUGACCCUGACGAACGGUAACGCUUCAACCCCAAAUCAAGGCCUCAGCAUUGGCAGUGUGCUAGGAAUAACGUUUGGCGCUUUUUUAAUUGGCGUCCUGCUCACCGCUGCUUUAUGGUACAUCUACUCUCAAACCCGUCCGAUGGCCAAAAUGCAACCCGUCUCGGCAAACCUGCCAGCUUCGGAGAGCAGCAGCACGAACCACAGCAUUGGUAGCACGCAGAGCACACCAUGUUCCACCAGCAGCAUGGCAUAGCGGCUCCCUCGAAGGACCCUCCGUGGACCACCUCCUCGUGGAGCGUGUCAGAACUAUGGACAAUCAGAACUCCUCCGGGACCGGGCACAGGAAAGUCCUUAAUAUAAGAGGUUUUGCUUUUGUUUAGAAAAAGAAAAAGAAAAAGAGGUCGCGCAGUUUUUUUUCUGAGAUCCCGAUCCUCGGAGGAGUGACCAUAUUCCAGCCAGCACUUUAAAGGCAACUUCCUGAAAUGGCAUCAAGAUCUCCAGAGAACGAUCCUAUCAGCUACUUCGUGGUCACUGUCAGGGCGUGUCGACCCCAGCUUCUUCCUGCAGUGUAGACACGGCCAGCAAGGUUGCAAGCAUAACCCUGGAGCGGUGGGUUGGUGUCUAGCCAGGACCGGAAAGCAACGGGUAGACUGAGGCAGUCUGCCUCUGCGGUUUUAGAGUCGUUCAUUUGUUUGCACGCCAUCUUGGGGGCUGAAAUUUGGGCAAGCCUCUCCCCUUGUUGCUGUGAAGCCUGGGUGGGCACAAGCAGUUUCCAAAAGUGAGAAACCAGGUUUCGAAUAGGCUUCAGGGAACUCUAAGCUUGGCCUGUGCUGCCACUGCCUAGACACCAGCCUUCUCCAGGUUGGAGAGGGCCUGUCUACACUACACUUUCAGCCAGGCUAGAAAUAUCAGCCCUAUCCACGCGCGCUGCCGGAGUUUGCUUCCUGCUUUUAUUGCAGCAUUUCCCGCCGCUGAAGAAACAAGCCACUGCGUGCUUUGCUAAAGAGGCUAGCUGCUUUGUAAAGGCCACAGUGGCUUGUUUCUUUAGCGGGGGAAACCAGAAGGACAAGGAGCAGACGUGCAGGACCCUGAGCUCUUGGCUCCCCCCUCCCCGCAAACCACUGGAAAUCUUACUCAACUCCUGAGGUUUCCGAAAGUAUUCCUGUCCACAAAUAUCUUUGUAACCAUGAGGAACAGCAACUUAACUUUAAUAAAAGGAAGUGCAAUGCCACAUCCUGUAUUCCACACCCCUGGCUGUAAGCUAGACCCGUCUUCCCCAAGUUGGCGCCUUCCAGAUGUGUUGGACUGUAGCAUGGACGGGAAAGAUGGGGGUUUCAGUCCAGCACAUCUGGAGGCACCAGACUGGAGAAGGUCCGACUACACUACACUUUUGGCCAGGCCGGAAAUCUCCACCCUAUCCAUGAACUCCUGCGGUGCGCAGAUAAAAAACUGGAUAUCCCGCCUAGAAUGAUUCACCCUCAGGAGAAAAAGCAUGAAAAUGCACGUCCCGACCACCUUUUCGUCAGGGUUGCGGUAUGGGUGUUUAAAUUUGAGUUGGGAGGGGAAGUUGCCAUUUCAGGCGCGCUUCCCUUUCAAAUGUGGAGGUUAGCUCUUCUAGCCUUUGAAACGCCACAACUCUCCCACCUGGCUGAGCUGCUCUCAUCAUGUUCACAUCAAUUCCGUCAGCCUUAUACUUGCCGUUCUGAAGUUCACAACUGCGCAACUGAAAGUGGCUGGCCUCCCUGAAGCCUUUAUUGGGCCUGUUCAGACGACAGGCUAAGCCAUGGUUAGGCUGCUAACCCUUCUGCAGCAAAGGGUUAGUGAGUGUGUUUAAACCACGGUUAUGAGGCCACCAUGGUUAGGAAAGGUUCACCCAACACGCCAAGCCAUGUCUAGCUCCAAAUGCUUCACCACCAUGGCUUAGCGUGUCGUCUGAACAGGAGCGAAGAGCGCACAUAAAAAUCACCCUCCCAAAUUCAGUCCAUUUCCUUGAAGCGUCUCCUCGUUCUUCCGCUUGAACACAACCGGGUUUGCCGCACGCUCGCACGCGCCACACACACAGCCCAGGAAAUAGCGCAGCGCUACGCAGCACCCAACCCGGCCGCCGUUCCGAUAGCAAGGUGCGCAUAGCCAGGUAAUUCUUCCACCUGGCUUCGAUUGUGUGACAUUGAACGGCAGCCCCCAGAAACGCAGCGUAAGGGCGUCCCAGAAAGUUGAUGGACAAGGAGAGCACGUAACUUUGCCCGAACACCUCCUGGGAAAAGAUGGUGGAAAUACCUUUGGACAGGGUGAGAGAGGCUGGGAGGCGGUGCUUUGCUACAAAACUCCCCGCACAACCAAGCACAGGGAGUUGGGGCCGUUUCUGUUUUGAAAUACUUAUUACUGUACCUAUAUAAAUAGUUAUACAUAGAAUAUAUUUUGUAUCUGGACAUACAGGGAAACAACGCUGCGUCUACUCACCUUGGUCGGUAUGUUUUCUUAUGCUCGGGGUGAGACAAGGUGGGAGGAAAAGGACGGAUAAAUUCUGUAAGAUGUGCUACACAAGUUGUGCGCAUGCUUGACCCUGGGCAGGCCAGAAAUGGUGGGGGGGGGGGGUCGGUUUAUAAAUUCAGGAAGCAAAAUCAAGCACUGUUGGGGAGAGGAGAUGGUGGGAGAAGCUAAAAUGUGAGGAAAACGUCCAACAGUUUCAGCUGCACCAUCGUGCAAAAGAAUCCUAAACUAAGAACAUCAGAAGAGUCCUGUUGGAUCAGACCAAGGGUCCAUCUAGUCCAGCACUCUGUUCACACAGUGGCCAACCAGCCAUCGGCCAGGGAUGAACAAGCAGGACAUGGUGCAGCAGCACCCUCCCACCCAUGUUCCCCAGCAACUGGUGCACACAGGCUUACUGCCUUGAAUACUGGAGAAGAUAGUACACAACCAUCAGGGCUAGCAGCCCUUGAUAGCAUUCUCCUCCAUGAAUUUAUCCAACCAUAUUUAUAGCCAUCCAAAUUGGUAGCCAUCACUACAUCUUGUGGUAGUGAGUUCCAUAAUUGAACUAUGCGCUGUGUGAAGGACUUCC
This is a messenger RNA of Elgaria multicarinata webbii, 5053 nucleotides long. RefSeq names its product endoglin (gene ENG). Lineage: Eukaryota; Metazoa; Chordata; Lepidosauria; Squamata; Anguidae. The coding region runs from base 275 to 2248 and encodes 657 amino acids. The record is from RefSeq and is a predicted model, not a curated record. Gene Ontology annotation, cellular component: cell surface. The transcript has 15 exons. Gene Ontology annotation, molecular function: glycosaminoglycan binding; type II transforming growth factor beta receptor binding; transforming growth factor beta receptor activity. Gene Ontology annotation, biological process: regulation of transforming growth factor beta receptor signaling pathway; epithelial to mesenchymal transition; vasculogenesis.